This is a messenger RNA of Anastrepha ludens (Mexican fruit fly), 3559 nucleotides long. RefSeq lists its product as uncharacterized. The record is from RefSeq and is a predicted model, not a curated record. The coding region runs from base 763 to 3465 and encodes 900 amino acids. The transcript has 10 exons. NCBI's taxonomy places the organism in Eukaryota, Metazoa, Arthropoda, Insecta, Diptera, Tephritidae.
AAGGAAGAUAGAAAAUAUUACAUAAAAAAAUUAAAUCAAUAUAAAUAAAAAUUAAAUAAUUUUUAAAUAACUAUCAACAGCUACAGAUAAAAAAAACUAAAGCUAAUUCUCUGCGGAAUUUAUUUAAAAUAAUUAUAAAAUCACUACAAAUUACAAACUGAUCGCAAACACUUGCAAAAUAAUACACACGUACAUAUGUAUGUGUGUAUGUGCAAGCACAAAAUUCCAAACAACGGCGUUGGAAACAAUUUUAUGCAACAACAAAAUUCACCAAACGUGCUAACAUAAUUCGAGUGCCUACAAAAUCUGCAUUGCACGUAAUCUAAAUACAUAUCUGAGUGUGUGGUGCGCGGUGAUACAUAUUUACGAGUAUUGUAUGCAUCAAAAGUGCUAAUUGUGCCAAAUUCGCCUACUCACAUACACAUAUUCAUAUACAUAUGCAUACAUACGAACAUAAGUGCAAACAUAUACGGGUUAGUAGGCAUUUGGGCGAAAUUUUACAAAUACUAGCGAACCCUUUAAGUUUAGUGUUAUUGUAGCAUUAUUGCAAAUGUGUUUGUAAGUUUGUGAAAUUCUGAUUGCAUAUGCAAUAUACACAUACGUGUAUAUGAGUUUGUGUUGCUAUAUUUGCAAAUCAUUAUUGGCAUCGACGUCAAUCAGUUUCGUUCAAUCAUUAGUCAAUAUUAUUUAAACGGAAAGCAGAAUUCUGUUAAGCUGCCUGGCACUUACAUAAAUACAUGCGCAACUACCGUAAAUUGUCAUAUGUAUAACAAUAAUAAUUCAUGUAAAACACCCACAUCUACUGUAAACAACAAAAUGCCCAAAUCGUCAUUGCCACCAAUGCCACAACUGGUUCUGCUGAAAUUCUCACAGCCUUUGAAGAGCCUGCUCGCCACAGCACUGCUGCUUUGCUGCCUGCAAUCGUUGCAAAUCAACUGCCAUGCCCUCCUACUCAAAUGUCCACUUUAUCAAAUGCAUCUACAGAAAAUUGUUGGCUUCCGGCCGCCACUGGAAUAUCUAACCGCACAAAACCUCAUCUACUCACCAGCAUACAAUUUUAAGGAUCGCAAUCGCCACAGGCGUGAAGGUUACAGCAUAGUGGGUGCGACAGAUGGCCAAAGCCAGAAUCCGGCAAUUGCCAGCGAUACAGCGAGCGCCAUUUGUUGGCGGAUGUGUAAUGAGGAUAGCGAUUGUAUGGCCUACGUUCAUCUAUUGGACACAAACGAGUGCUAUGGUUAUUCGUAUUUUGAGCGUUCGCAACGCUAUCAGGCCAUAGCCAAUGAACUGCCAUUGGUGGCGGAUGCUGAGGCGCUGUUCUAUGAGAAAACCUGUCUGAAGGUGCCCGAAGUGUGCAAACAACGCAAAUGGACACUUACAAAAAUUCCCGGUACGAGUCUGGUGUUUCAGGGAAAGAAGACAAUAGCGACGCUGGUCACGCGACGUGAAUGCGCUGAGCGCUGUCUGUUCGAAAGCGAAUUUAAAUGUCUGUCCGCAUCGUUUGCGCCAUCGUACCGCAACAAUCGUGAGAGAUUCAGUCAACAUGUACCACAGGCGGAAUCCCACAGCAAUCAGCAACAAUAUCAACACCAACAACAAUCACAACACAACACAUUGGGACGUUGUAUACUCAGUGAUAAAGAUAAAAUGAUACAACCCGAUGCUUUCCGGGCUGCACCCUACGAUGAAGAAUACAUGGAAAAUCAAUGUUACGAGCGAGCGAUCGAGAACGAUAACUGUUCAUACGAAUUGUAUGCGAACAGUAGCUUCAUUUAUGCGGAAGCAAAAUAUUUGGGUCUAACCCAGAAAGAGUGUCAAUCCUACUGUACGCACGAGACGAAAUUCUACUGCCAAGGCGUUUCGUUCUACUUCGAACGCAAUAUAGCCAACUCGGAGUGCCUGCUGCACUCAGAGGAUAUCAUAUCGAUGGGGCCACGCAGCUUGAAACUGCGAGAAAAGUCAGUCUACAUGCGUCGUGUCAAAUGCUUAGAUGUGCAAGUUCUGUGUACACAAGAGGAAAUGACCAUCAAGUAUGCGCCGAAAGAUUGGUUUCAUGGCAAAAUGUAUGCGAACAUGCAUUCAAAACAGUGUAUGGUGCUGGGUAAUGGCACAAGUAGCACAGUGCUGAGUCUGCCGAUCGGUACUGAGGUCAAAGAGAAUCGUUGCGGUAUAUUGCGUGCUUACGAAGUCACCAAAGCAUAUCAAAGAAUUUUCAUAUCCGCGCUGGUGGUGAUACAAAAUAAUCCGAACGUGCAAACGCAGGGCGACCGACUCAUCAAAGUUGGUUGCAUAAUGAGCAAUUCGACGAUGCGCAAGGAUGGGCACACUGAUGGACGCAGUGAUGAGGAUGUGGUAGAGGGCGAAGAUAUACCAAAUGCGAUUGCAUUAGAAUCAUCAUUGGAGUUCGCACAGCACAUGCUGCCAAACGAGGGCUCACUACUCUUCAAUAGCACCGAUGUGCCGCUCCUACCAAAAAUCAUUUUACAAAUUGUCGAUCUCUCGCAUCAACACGAAACAAAUGAUGUGCAAAUUGGACAGAAUUUGGAAUUACAAAUCAUUGCUGAAUACACGCAACACCAGCAACAGUUGGUUAACUAUGCACUGCCACCACUGCCCGACUUUCGUGCGACCUCGUUGAUCGCCAAAACUCAGGACAAUCAAAAUUUCGUGCAACUAAUCGAUGAGCGUGGCUGUCCCAUUGAUGUGGCGGUAUUUCCUGCGUUAGAGCGUGUACGCUCCACUACUCAAAAUAUGCUGCGCGCACGUUUUCAUGCCUUCAAAUUUGCGGGCUCUUCGUUGGUGAACUUCGAUGUUAAAAUACGUUUUUGUACUCAACGUUGUCGGGAGGAUAAUUGCUAUCCUCACGGUAGUGAUGGUGGUGGUGGUGAUGGUGGUAUUAGCACCAGCACCAGCACCAACGAGGGUGACAGCUUUAGUAGUACUGCCGCGAAUCGUGUAAGACGAGCUGCAAGACGGCGUCGUGAGGCACAGGAGCCAGAUUCAACGUUUUCCGGUCGUUUUAAAGUACAAAAUCCGGUUUAUAUAUCAACUGUGAUGGAUGUGGUUGACGACCACCUGGAGCUGAUGAAUUCAACAGAUGACUCAAAGACGGAAAAUAUGUCACUUCAAGAUUUGGGCGUACUGCCUUUGAACUAUAAUUUGCAUGUACGCGGCCCCGAUCAGGUUAGCAGUAAUAGUUUCAUUUACGGCGAGCGUGGCAUCUUGUUGAUCGCAGGCAUUGAUCGCAUGCAAUUUGACAGCCUUUGCUUGAAUCAAAGUCUGCUCAUCGCUGUACUGAUCUUCUGGCUUAUCUUCCAAGUGGCGCUCAUGUUCAGUUGUUGCUAUGUCAUACAGAAGUACAAACGUUUGGCGGUAAUGGAUGAAGAGCGUCGCAAGAUCAAAGAGAGUCUGGACUAUCUCGAAAGUCGACGUGUGCAUUGGGCGGAUCAAGGAGGUUACACACUUUGAUGCUAAGCAAUUCUAAAUUAGCACUUCUUUGUAUUAGAUUGUAAAUAAAAAGUUAUGGUAUCACUAAGUAAAAGACAUAAAGGUUACUUAAUUU